Messenger RNA from Triplophysa rosa, 3200 nucleotides. It is a transcript of the gene mtrex, whose product is annotated as Mtr4 exosome RNA helicase. Gene Ontology annotation, molecular function: RNA helicase activity; RNA binding; ATP binding. The record is from RefSeq and is a predicted model, not a curated record. The transcript has 27 exons. The coding region runs from base 26 to 3139 and encodes 1037 amino acids. Lineage: Eukaryota; Metazoa; Chordata; Actinopteri; Cypriniformes; Nemacheilidae. Gene Ontology annotation, cellular component: nucleus. Gene Ontology annotation, biological process: maturation of 5.8S rRNA; RNA catabolic process.
CACUGUGGGAGUUGGGUCUACAGCCAUGGCGGACGCCUUCGGUGAUGAUUUGUUCAGUGUUUUUGAUGAAGAACAGUCUGGCUCUGGUAAAAAAGUCACUCCAAAGUUAGAAAUUCAGCCAGGGAAAACACCUGAUAAAGGAGGUAAAAAACAGACGGAUUCACCAGCUGCAGCUGUACGAAAAAGAGAUGCUGACAUUGAUGGUCCAGAUGAGAUGGUGCUCGGGAAAAAGCAAAAACUGGAAACUGUGUCCUCUGAAGAGAUCAAUUUGGCAGAGCUCAUGCCUAAAGUAAAAACGGAGCAGGUGGAGACAGUGGAGGGAUGCACACAUGAGGUGGCUUUACCUGCCGAUGAAGAAUAUAAACAACUAAAGCCAAGGGUUGGAAAAGCUUCUAAGGAGUAUCCAUUCGUACUGGACCCGUUCCAGCGUGAGGCCAUACUCUGUAUCGACAACAACCAGUCUGUGCUUGUGUCAGCCCACACGUCAGCAGGGAAGACAGUGUGUGCAGAGUAUGCCAUCGCUCUGGCGCUCAGAGAAAAACAGCGAGUGAUCUUUACCAGCCCCAUUAAGGCCUUGAGCAACCAGAAGUACAGAGAGAUGUAUGAGGAGUUUCAGGACGUGGGUCUGAUGACCGGUGAUGUCACGAUUAACCCCACUGCCUCUUGUCUGGUCAUGACUACUGAGAUUUUGAGGAGUAUGCUCUACAGAGGAUCAGAGGUUAUGAGGGAGGUGGCGUGGGUCAUCUUCGAUGAGAUCCAUUACAUGAGAGACUCCGAGCGUGGGGUGGUCUGGGAGGAAACCAUCAUCUUGCUGCCGGACAACGUGCACUACGUCUUUCUGUCGGCCACUAUUCCCAACGCUCGACAGUUUGCAGAGUGGAUCUGUCACUUACACAAACAGCCCUGUCACGUGGUGUACACAGACUACCGCCCCACUCCCCUGCAGCACUACAUCUUUCCAGCAGGGGGCGACGGACUACAUCUUGUUGUGGAUGAGAACGGAGACUUCAGAGAAGACAACUUCAACACAGCCAUGCAGGUCCUGAGGGACGUGGGGGAAACAGGAGGCAACAGUGGGGCCAAAUGGGACCCGAAAGGCAGAAAGGGUGGAACCAAAGGUCCAUCCAACGUCUUUAAGAUUGUGAAGAUGAUCAUGGAGAGAAACUUUCAGCCGGUGAUCAUCUUCAGCUUCAGUAAGAAGGAGUGCGAGGCUUACGCCCUACAGGUGGCCAAACUGGAUUUUAACACAGACGAGGAGAAAAAGCUGGUGGAGGAAGUGUUUAACAACGCCAUAGACUGCCUUUCUGAUGAAGACAAGAAGCUGCCACAGGUUGAGCAUGUUCUACCGUUGCUCAAGAGGGGGAUUGGAAUUCAUCAUGGAGGUCUGCUUCCCAUCCUAAAGGAGACCAUUGAGAUUCUCUUCUCUGAGGGGCUGCUGAAGGCUUUGUUUGCUACGGAAACAUUUGCCAUGGGGAUCAACAUGCCCGCUCGAACCGUUCUCUUUACCAGUGCACGCAAAUUCGACGGCAAAGACUUCCGCUGGAUCACUUCUGGAGAAUACAUCCAGAUGUCAGGCCGUGCUGGCAGAAGAGGAAUGGACGAGAGGGGAAUCGUCAUAUUUAUGGUGGAUGAGAAGAUGAGCCCCGCGGUGGGCAAACAGUUACUAAAGGGUUCGGCUGAUCCUCUAAACAGCGCUUUUCAUCUCACCUACAACAUGGUGCUGAAUCUGCUGCGUGUGGAAGAGAUCAACCCAGAGUACAUGCUGGAGAAAUCCUUCUACCAGUUCCAACAUUACAGAGCCGUGCCUGGUGUUGUCGAGAAGAUGAAGAAGUUGGAGGAGGAUUACAAUGCCAUACAAAUCCCCAAUGAAGAGAGCGUGGUGACCUACUACAAAAUCCGCCAGCAGCUUUUCAAACUGGGCAAAGAGAUUGAGGACUUUAUUCACAAGCCUAGAUACUGUCUGCCAUUCCUGCAGCCCGGCAGACUAGUCAGGGUAAAAAAAAAUGAUUUGGAUUUUGGUUGGGGACUCGUCGUCAAUUUCUCCAAGAAGGCGAAUGUUAAGGCUGCCGCUAGUGAUUCUGAGCCGUUGUAUGUGCUGGAGGUUCUGGUCCACUGCAGUAAGGACAGCGUGAAGAACUCGGCCACAGAGACGGCCAAACCAGCAGCCCCAGCAGAGAAGGGCGAGAUGCAGGUUGUUCCAGUAAUGCUGCAUCUCAUCACCUCCAUCAGCUCCGUCCGUCUCUACAUUCCCAAAGACCUGCGAUCUUAUGACAACAGACAGAGCAUGCUCAAAUCCAUACAGGAGGUGCAGAAACGUUUCCCAGAUAGCGUUCCGCUGCUGGACCCAAUAGACGACAUGGGCAUCAAGGACCCAGGCCUGAAGAAAGUCAUCCAAAAGGUGGAAGCAUUCGAACACAGAAUGUACACACACCCCCUGCACAGCGACCCCAACCUGGAUGCUGUUUACACCCUGUGUGAGAAGAAAGCCCUGAUUGCAGGCGACAUCAAGGCGGCGAAGCGCGAGCUGAAGAAAGCUCGAACCGUGCUGCAGAUGGACGAGCUCAAGUGCAGGAAGCGCGUGCUGCGGCGCCUGGGAUUCGCCACUUCCUCUGAUGUCAUCGAGAUGAAGGGUCGUGUGGCGUGUGAGAUCAGCAGUGCGGAUGAGCUGCUGCUGACUGAAAUGAUAUUUAACGGUCUCUUCAAUGACCUUACAGCGGAGCAGGCCACCGCGCUUCUCAGCUGCUUCGUCUUCCAGGAAAACGCCAACGAGAUGCCCAAACUGACGGAGCAGCUGGCAGCACCUCUGCGGCAGAUGCAGGAAUGUGCCAAGCGUAUCGCUAAAGUGUCGGCCGAAGCAAAGCUAGAUGUGGAUGAGGAUACUUAUCUAAAGCAGUUCCGUCCACAUCUAAUGGAUGUGGUCUAUACCUGGGCCAACGGCUCCUCCUUCUCACAGAUUUGCAAGAUGACGGAUGUGUUUGAAGGUAGUAUUAUCCGCUGUAUGCGAAGGUUGGAAGAGCUCUUGAGGCAGAUGUGCCAGGCAGCAAAGGCCAUUGGAAACACGGAGCUGGAGAACAAAUUUGCAAUGGGUAUAACGAAGAUAAAGCGGGACAUUGUUUUUGCAGCCAGUCUCUACCUGUGAUCCUCACACUGUUAUUUUUCUGUUAAUAAUGUUAUUUCGUUUGGUUUUAUGAAGACAUUGA